GAGCAGCAACACUAACCAGUACAGACAGACAUGAGCCAGACCAACGGCGUCAUCCCGAUGGAGCUCCGCUGCACGUACCGCAGCAAGCCGUGCCCGAACGAGCGCGCGCGCAAGCGCAACGGCACGCUGCACAAGCUCUGCCAGACACAUCGCAUCAAGGCGAACAAGACCCAGCGAGACAUGCAACGUCGCCUGCGCGAGCAGCGGCGCCAGGAGCAGCUCGAACGCCAGCUCGCAGCCAUGCAGUUCAACGGUGAGGAGUUCCAGGCCAUUGAGCUACUCGACGAGUUCCUCAAGACCGACAUUCCUCUGGAGCUCGACACGGACACGGAGCUCGACAAGUGGGACGUGCUGCCUGAAAUCCCGGACAUCCCCGAGCCGCUCGAAGAGCCCGUGGACUUGAACCCCGAAGACAUCGAGCUGCUGGUGGCGCUGCUCGGCACGAGUCGCACCUCGUAA
Molecule: messenger RNA, 459 nt
Organism: Phytophthora sojae
Lineage: Eukaryota; Oomycota; Peronosporomycetes; Peronosporales; Peronosporaceae
Exons: 1
Coding region: 31-459 (142 amino acids)
Source: RefSeq, a predicted model, not a curated record